AUGGAUGCUGAAUUCAAUGGAACAUAUAUAACUCUUGGUGGCUAUGUAGAAUUGGACAAAUACAGAUAUCUUUACUUUAUCAGCUUGUUGAUGCUCUAUAUUCUCAUUCUCUGCGCUAAUUGCACCAUUAUAUGUCUAAUCUGGAUUCACAGGAACCUUCAUGAGCCUAUGUACAUUUUCAUUGCAGCUUUGUCAUUCAACUCUGUUUUGUUUAGCACUGCCAUCUACCCCAAAAUCUUCACUGACAUCUUAUCUCAGAAGCAGACCAUUUCUUAUUCCGCUUGUAUGUUUCAAAAUUUUACAUUUUAUUCUUUAGGUGGUUCAGAUUUUUUUCUGCUGGCAGUCAUGGCUUAUGACAGGUAUGUGUCUAUCUGCAGACCACUGCAAUAUUCAACUAUCAUGGGAAAUAUAACUGUCACUGUCCUCUUGACUGUGGCCUGGUUUCUACCUGCAAGCCAGUUAGCAGUGGGAAUUGUAUUUAGUUCAAAACAAAAACUCUGUGACUUUACAAUAGGAGGAAUUUUUUGUAACAAUAAAAUGUUUAAGCUUCACUGUGUAAAAUCAACAUUUCUUAUUGUUUAUGGUUUCGUUGUCUUGCUAAAUGCUGUUGUUGUUCCUGUGAUUUUCAUCCUUUUCACCUACAUAAAGAUAUUUAUAAUAACUUAUCACAGUUGUGCAGAAGUCAGGAAAAAAGCAGCAGAGACAUGUUUACCUCACCUGAUGGUUUUAAUGUGCUUCUUUUGUUUGUGUAUAUUUGAUUUCAUCACAGGUCGAAUUGAGUCAGACAUGCCAAAAAGUGUACAUUUAAUAAUGGCUUUAGAAGUAGUUGUGUCUAAUCCUCUGUUCAAUCCAAUCAUAUAUGGAGUGAAAAUGAAAGAAAUCUCGAAACACAUCAAGAAACUGUUGUGUCAGGUCAAACAUAUGAAAUAA
Molecule: messenger RNA, 930 nt
Organism: Dunckerocampus dactyliophorus (ringed pipefish)
Lineage: Eukaryota; Metazoa; Chordata; Actinopteri; Syngnathiformes; Syngnathidae
Product: olfactory receptor 6N2-like
Exons: 1
Coding region: 1-930 (309 amino acids)
Biological process (GO): G protein-coupled receptor signaling pathway
Cellular component (GO): membrane
Molecular function (GO): G protein-coupled receptor activity; olfactory receptor activity
Source: RefSeq, a predicted model, not a curated record